Protopolystoma xenopodis is the source of this 279-nucleotide messenger RNA. The record is from the annotation of a GenBank genome assembly. Lineage: Eukaryota; Metazoa; Platyhelminthes; Monogenea; Polystomatidea; Polystomatidae.
AUGACGGACGAAAGUUUAGCACCUGUUCACCGAAAUCGAAGGAGAUUGCCUCGGAAACAGCGUCAGCAUGAAUCUGCCGGUACGGCCAAACGACAGCUGGUCAAGAGGAGCCCACCGUCGUCUUCUGGUGGAACCGACUUUAGAAUCUUUUCACGCAACACUUUCACUCGAAAUGGAAGUAAGCUCAACAAAGUGAUUAGGACAGCAAAAAGAAACAUCUGUUUUUGGCCAUUAAGGUUUGAUGAACUUUAUCUCUUCCUUUCUACAUUUAAGUUAUAA